Messenger RNA from Soboliphyme baturini, 282 nucleotides. The record is from the annotation of a GenBank genome assembly. NCBI's taxonomy places the organism in Eukaryota, Metazoa, Nematoda, Enoplea, Dioctophymatida, Soboliphymatidae.
AUGCCGCCGAGCGUUGUGGGCUAUCCGACCAACUGGGGAAUAGGCGUGCCGAUCGUUCGAUAUCCACCCCCGUUCGCGCAGUAUUACGGAAGUUACCAGUCUAAUAACACCUUGCCGAUAUUUCGAGAGAGGGAAAAAACACCAGAUAGCAUGACACAGGCAGCUGAGCCAAGGAAGGCAUCGUCGUUCGUAGGAGGCUGUGCAGUGCGGUACGGCACACGCGGCGUGACUUCAUAUGUUUACCUUGUUCUCAAGCGCGCGAGUGCGUUGGCGUUUUGGUGA